UUUCUUAAAAGGGUAGGGAAACUGCGUCUGAAGUCUGCGGGUCCCGUCUUCCCAUUGUGAGUGAUCCCCUCUCUGGGAGGUCGCAGGGCCCAUUUCUGGAGAAAGACGGGCCGCCUCUCUCUUGUGUGGGAGAGACUGUUUCCCGGCGCCUGGGCCUUCCUGUGGGGUCUGCGAGGUCCCCUCCCCCGGGAGGUGGGACCCCAGGGCAGCGCCUCGCCCCGCAAAGUCCGUUCUGCCUCACGGCGCAGGACUGGCGGGUGAAGCGUGCAGCUGCCCAGCGCCCCCUCGCGCCGCGUCACCCCUCGGCGUCUGGAGGACCCUGGCCCAGCAGCGGACCAGGCCGGCCGCCCGCCACGAGCGUGCGUAACGUGCCCCCGCAGCGUGACGCACGGGCCGUGCCGGGGCGGAUGCGCGGGAUGCGCGCCGGGAGGAGCGCGCAGGGGGUGGAGUGCGGGCGGAAGUCGGCGUCUGCUGAAAGGAGAAAGGAAAGGGAGACGCUGCUGGGUGCGGCGAGGUGAGGCUGGGAACCAGCGGGAGGGCGCCUCCUCCUCCCCCGCCCUCUCUGCUGAGGAUGGAAGUGACGAAAGCAGCCGAGGAGGUCACUUCCUGCUGGGGUGGAUGAGGAGGAGCCGGAGACGCCGCGGAGGAGACCGGACCGAAGACGGACCGUGCCGGGAAGAGCAGGCAGGUGAAAAUGAAAGCCGGCUGUAGCAUCGUGGAAAAGCCAGAAGGAGGUGGAGGGUAUCAGUUUCCUGACUGGGCCUACAAAACAGAGUCGUCCCCGGGCUCCCGGCAGAUCCAGCUGUGGCACUUCAUCCUGGAGCUGCUGCAGAAGGAAGAGUUCCGCCAUGUCAUCGCCUGGCAGCAGGGAGAGUACGGGGAAUUUGUCAUCAAGGAUCCAGAUGAGGUGGCCCGCCUCUGGGGCCGCAGGAAAUGCAAACCACAGAUGAAUUAUGACAAGCUGAGCCGGGCCCUCAGAUACUAUUACAACAAGAGGAUCCUUCAUAAAACAAAAGGGAAAAGAUUUACCUAUAAAUUUAACUUCAACAAGCUGGUGAUGCCCAACUACCCAUUCAUCAACAUUCGGUCAAGUGGUGUGGUUCCUCAGAGUGCGCCACCAGUGCCAACAGCCUCUUCCCGGUUCCAUUUCCCACCUCUGGACACCCAUUCUCCAACCAGUGAUGUGCAGCCGGGACGGUUCUCUGCUAGCUCCCUAACUGCUUCUGGCCAGGAGUCCAGUAAUGGUACUGAUAGAAAGACUGAGCUUUCAGAGCUGGAGGAUGGCUCAGCUGCUGACUGGCGGCGGGGUGUGGAUCCCAUGUCCUCCAGGAAUGCCAUUGGUGGAGGAGGGAUUGGCCAUCAGAAACGCAAGCCUGACAUAAUGCUUCCUCUGUUUGCUAGGCCAGGGAUGUACCCUGACCCCCACAGUCCCUUCGCUGUCUCUCCAAUCCCUGGCCGCGGAGGUGUCCUUAAUGUCCCCAUUUCACCAGCCCUCUCCCUGACUCCCACCAUCUUCUCCUAUAGCCCAUCACCAGGCCUGAGCCCUUUCACCAGCAGCAGCUGCUUCUCCUUCAACCCUGAGGAAAUGAAACACUACCUUCAUUCUCAAGCUUGUUCUGUGUUCAACUACCAUCUGAGUCCUCGGACUUUUCCCCGUUACCCGGGGCUCAUGGUUCCACCACUGCAGUGCCAAGUGCAUCCUGAGGAGUCAACUCAGUUCUCCAUCAAGCUGCAGCCCCCACCAGUUGGGCGGAAGAACCGGGAGAGGGUUGAGAGCAGCGAGGAGUCAGCACCAGUCACCACGCCUACCAUGGCUUCUAUUCCCCCAAGAAUCAAGGUGGAACCUGCCUCUGAAAAGGAUCCUGAGAGCCUCAGGCAGUCGGCACGAGAGAAGGAGGAGCACACUCAAGAAGAGGGCACUGUGCCAAGCAGGACCAUUGAAGAGGAAAAAGGCACCAUCUUUGCCCGUCCUGCUGCACCACCCAUCUGGCCCUCUGUGCCCAUUAGCACCCCAAGUGAAGAACCUCUGGAGGUGACUGAAGACAGUGAGGACAGGCCUGGCAAAGAGCCCAGUGCACCUGAGAAGAAAGAAGAUGCCCUGAUGCCCCCCAAGCUUCGGUUGAAGCGGCGCUGGAAUGAUGACCCUGAAGCCCGAGAGCUGAGCAAGAGUGGCAAGUUUCUCUGGAAUGGGUCAGGACCCCAGGGCUUGGCAACAGCAGCUGCUGAUGCUUAGAACUGGAAGUGGAUUAGGAGCUGUUUAUACUAUAAUCAAAUACAUACAUGUAUUUAUGUAGCAAGAUUUCAGGGUGGGGGGAGGGAGUUAAACUGGUUUGAUCAUUGUAGGGGCAUAGACUUGUAUUUUUAUGUUUUGGGGAUGGGAUGGGGUUAUCUUCUGUUGUAAAUUAGGUGGGAUAUGAACACACUUAUUUUCCUGGUGAGUAGGACACAGGGAGGGUAUUGAACUCAAAGGAGAAGGAGCCUCUAUUUCCUAUUGAGGCUUAUACUUUCUGACAAGGAAACUCCCAAAGGGCCAAGAUACUUUUUGGUCCCAUGAUAGUCAGGUUCCAGACUUCUUUCUUUUCUAUUGUAUUUAUAUGUGGAAAGCCAUUACUGAAUUUAUUUUGCUCCAAGAGAUAUACAUAAAAGGGAAAAGGGCAUGGUUGGGAGGUUGAGCAGUAAGAGACCAUUAAUACUAAGUAUUUUGCCUGAAAUGCUUCUUUAUAAUUAUUUCAGGGAAGGAAUAAGGUAAUCUCAGACUUACUGGGGUGGGGCUUAGGGAAUGUUCGGAUGUUGCUCUUUUUCUUCUUCCCUUUUUUUUUUUUUUUUUUUUUUUUUUUUUUUUUUUUUUUUUUGAUUGGUGGUGUUUGGCAUUUUUUUCUUUUCCUUUUUAAAGAAAAUGUUUUCAGGAGACAUGAACAAACAUACUGCCAAUUAUAGUGGGGCUGGGAAGGCACAGGAGCUGGCGACCUCUCAGCUGCAUAGUUGGGACGGCAAACCCUGCUGUGAGCUUCUCAGACUUUUCACCUACUUCACCUAUUAAGAAGCCAUGAGGAGUUGUAAACUCUUGUUCAGGGAAGAAAAGAGGGCAGGAGGAAGUAACCCAAUGCCUUUAAAUACAAAACAAAUGAAAAACAAAAUACUCAUUUUUCCUUUUCUAUUGUGGGUUUGGGGAGCCAAACCAAAGUGUGACUGUGAGCACGUUCACCGAGAGGCAUGACAACAUUAUUGAAGAGGUCUUUCCAUUAUGUCUGGUUCUCUUAUUUUCUUAAGUCAAGCCUUAACUAUGAACAUACUUUAAGAUGAUACGGGUCUGUCACCAUAAACCUGUAAAAAGGGCAUGGACAGCUUUUCAGAUAAUCCAGGAAUGUUGAGACAUGGCUAAGUUUCUAGCUGAUAUUUAGUCAUUCCCUCUUGAUAUUGUUGGGAUGGGCAGCCAAAAGGCAGGCUUGUGGGAGUUAAGAGCCGAUGAUACCUGGAAACAUGGGAGGUAGCUGGGGGUACAAGUGGAUGUUGAGACUGAAGGAAGAGGUGGAAAGAAGACACAGAAGGCAACCAGAUGCCAAAAGGCCUGGCAUGAAUGAAAGAGUUGGCGUCUGUCCUGUUGUGGUGUUCCCAUUCUUGCCAUACCCAUUUGCCCAGAUUGUUCUGAUUCUCAUGUUCAAUUGACUAUCCCACAUGAGACUAUAGGCAGUGAGGAAUUGUUUCUUCCUGGGAAAUUUCCUUCCAACAACUGCAGAGGAAUGGGAAAGUAUUAAUCUUACAUGAAGCAAAGGAGCCUGGACUAGGGGCAGAGAGAAAGAAGCAGCAGCCCACCUUCUGUGUGUGCACAUGUGCCUAUGUCGUGUACAUCGGUACCUGACUGUGGCUCAGAUCUGCGUCGCAGCAGGGAGAGAAGAAAUCACACCAUAUCUGAUGAGAGGAAGGGUGGCACAGAGAUGGUGUCUACAAUUAGAGACAUUUCUGACUCCACCUUAGCCUAAGCAAACUUUAUAUACUGAGCAACAUUUGAAGGUUGUCUUUUAAUGGUGGGGGAUGUUUUUUCCUUUUUAAACUACAGUGCUUGCACAAGAGAGGGAGGGACUCAGAAAAGGUUAGGGCAGGUGAGGGAGACAGUAGAUGGCCUGGGAUGACUUGAGUCCAUCAUAUUAUUGCGUGGCAGGUGUCCUCCCCCAUGUUUGAUUCAAAUUCCAUGAGUGACCUACCUUUCCCCAGGAAUGGGACUGAGAGGGUGGUCCCCAGCAACUCAGUCUGCACAGGGCUCCCCGUUCAGGCUGCCUUUGGUGGUUGUGCUUUUGUAAGUUUCUUUCUCUGCACUUCGACUUACCUCUGAAUCAGAAAGCAAGCCCAGCAGGUGAAUGAGGGAUGUCUGCUUGGCAUUGCCCAAUCUAACCAGGGAGGCUGGCUGGCCACCCACUGUCCGCUAGAGGGGAGAGCCAGCAGGUGUUGGUAUGAACUCAGGAAUAGAAACACGAGGCCUUUUUAAAUAAGAGGGAGAAGAAUCCAUGAUGCGUACCUGUAACCCCCUAGAACCCAAGUGCCAGAAUUCCUAGAUGCUGCUUCUGUUUGAACAAAACGUCACUGCUUUUACACUUGAAAAAAAUACACUCGAAAAAUGUUCAACUCCAUGAAAAAUAUUUUUUGGCUUUAAGAAAUUGUCUGGUGUUUAACUGUUUCCUUUGAUUGCCAUUCCACCAGUAAAUUGUUGGUUGAUUUGCACUGCACUCUGGGGUUGGGGUUGGGAGGGGAGGGUCCUUAUACAGAGCCGAACUUGGGGUUGCUCAGGAAGUGGGCCAGGGAAUGUGGAAGUCGUUGACAUUGCCUGGGACAAAAGAGUGGGAGAUAGUUUUUCUCCCCUCAGCCCACUCCUAGUAGCACCUGUUGCCAGCCUGGUACAAAGCCAGGCCUUUCUCUUCUGUGAGCAUCUCAUCACUGUCCAGCAGCAGGUGGAAAAAGGGGGACAACAACCAGACCUAUUUUUUCUCCCCCAUUUUUUCCAAAUUUUGCUGUGCCAAAUGUUUAAAAUUUUACAAAUAUGAAUCUAUUGAAAUUUCAUUAAUCAAGAGCUUCUUCAUGUAAAGUUUGCUUUUUUAGCUAUAGGAAAAGAAAACAGUAAAUAUCUCUUAAUGGCAUCCAGCCUUGCUGAGCUCACCUUUUAUCCUGAAGAAUGGGUAGGAGUGAAAUAUUUAAUAUAGACAUUUCACCAAGUCCCUUCACCCUAAUUUUGAAGCUGCAUUAAACCCAACUUACUAACACAGGGAAUGAUUGCACCCUAGUCCUCUGUGGGCCAAGAAACUUCAGAAGCAUUAAAAAAAUAGUUGAAGUAUAUCACUUCUCACCAAGUGGGUAGAGUCAGUUGGCUGUUUGUCCCUUGUUUUUUAUUUAUUCCAUAAUUAUGUUUGUGCUUUUUGUUUUGUAAACAGUAAUGGAACGUACAUUUUUAUUUUGUUUAGAAGACAACUUUGAUUCAAUCUUUCAAGAACUGUUCCAUUCUUGGUUUCUUCUUAGGGGGAAAAAAAGUUACCAGUUAAUUUGUUUUGAGAUAUUUAAGCAUUCUUUGAGUUAUAGAAUUGUGAUGCAGGGAUUUGUGAAUGAGACAUUUACAUGUGAAAGGUGACUUCACUAGUUACCCGCUUAAGCAGAGUAAAGUGUGUAUAUGUACAUAAAAUGUAAGUAAUCUUAACUCCAUUGUGCAGUGCCUUUUAGAUGUUCUGCUUUCUAUAAAGUCUUCAAAUUUUUGCAUAUAUAUUAUAUAUAUAUGAUGUAAUGUUAUAGAAAUAUAUGUAUAAUAUACAUAUUUUUUCCAGGGGUAUCUGAUAGCUCUGUAUUUUGUUAUGGAAGUUGAAAGAAAAAAGUAUUUUACCUCAGAAAUUAAAUAAAAAAAUACUUUUAAGUAA
Pongo pygmaeus (Bornean orangutan) is the source of this 5894-nucleotide messenger RNA. RefSeq names its product ETS variant transcription factor 3 (gene ETV3). The record is from RefSeq and is a predicted model, not a curated record. The coding region runs from base 695 to 2233 and encodes 512 amino acids. Gene Ontology annotation, cellular component: nucleus. Gene Ontology annotation, molecular function: sequence-specific DNA binding; DNA-binding transcription factor activity, RNA polymerase II-specific. Gene Ontology annotation, biological process: regulation of transcription by RNA polymerase II; cell differentiation. The transcript is spliced from 5 exons. NCBI's taxonomy places the organism in Eukaryota, Metazoa, Chordata, Mammalia, Primates, Hominidae.